AUGUGCAACUUCCACUGGGAUGGAGAGGGCUUUGCCAACUCUGCCGAGAACAUCGAGUUCGCACUUGAGGGAGAUGGCGACGUCCCCGUCCUCCGUGCCACCCUCUUCGACGCUGAUGGCAACCCUGAGACUCGUGACAUCAACUUGGGCGAGCGCAUUGUCAACAACGAUGGCAACUUCCACUACGGUAUGCAGCAACCAUCAGGCCGGUGA
Alternaria ventricosa is the source of this 213-nucleotide messenger RNA. RefSeq lists its product as uncharacterized. The coding region runs from base 1 to 213 and encodes 70 amino acids. The transcript is spliced from 2 exons. Lineage: Eukaryota; Fungi; Ascomycota; Dothideomycetes; Pleosporales; Pleosporaceae. The record is from RefSeq and is a predicted model, not a curated record.